AUGAUAGAAGAACGGAGUUCGCCAAGUUGGGAAUCGCAAUGGAGUUCUCCAGCGAGCAAAGUGAGAGAAUCGUUACAAAAGACCAAAGCAGAAGAAAUUCUACGAGACAAAGGUGACUACGAGGAAUUGAAGAGAAAGGGUGUUUCUUUAUCGCCACUUGAGAAGGAAGAUACUCGUCAAGAUUUUGAGAAAGAGAACACUCAAACAGAUUUGGGAGUUAUUGAUGUGCUAGUUGAGGAAGAAGUAAGUGAGAAUAUUGAGGUCGAGUCCAAGGGGAGAGAAAAUUGCAAAUCCACGCCACCAAUUAAAGAAAAAGAAGGUUCGGAUUCGAGGGCGAAUCCUUUUGAAGAGGUGGAGAAUGAUAUGAUCCAGCCAUGCAUCGAAGUUACUGCUGAACUAACCGGAGUACAAACUCCAAUUGUGCAUGCUAAUGAAGUUGGUGAUGCAAUACACGAAGAUUGUCUUGUUCCUACACAGUGCGAUGAAGGUGUAUAUUCGAGUUUAAUUAUUGAUGGAGUUAGUUGUACUAAUGUGACUAGCUGUUUGGAGUAUUCUAGAACAUAUGAGCUACAAUUGUUUGAACAUGAUCAUGAAAUAUGGUUUCUAUUGCUGGGUUUCAGGUGUUGUAGUCAGCAUUUUCUUCAAUCCUUGAAAGCUGGCUUCACACUUCUCCUUCCACUCAAAUUGUCCCUCUUUUAUGUUAAUUUGGUUUAA
Molecule: messenger RNA, 714 nt
Organism: Erythranthe guttata (spotted monkey flower)
Lineage: Eukaryota; Viridiplantae; Streptophyta; Magnoliopsida; Lamiales; Phrymaceae
Source: RefSeq, a predicted model, not a curated record